Molecule: messenger RNA, 2118 nt
Organism: Amblyraja radiata (thorny skate)
Lineage: Eukaryota; Metazoa; Chordata; Chondrichthyes; Rajiformes; Rajidae
Product: NADPH oxidase organizer 1-like
Exons: 8
Coding region: 101-1597 (498 amino acids)
Biological process (GO): superoxide anion generation
Cellular component (GO): cytoplasm
Molecular function (GO): superoxide-generating NADPH oxidase activator activity; phosphatidylinositol binding; protein binding
Source: RefSeq, a predicted model, not a curated record
AAACAACGCGCUCAUCACUUUAGCGAGCAGAGAGAGACUCAGGUACACUGCGCUCCACUUCACAGCUCUGCGGAAAGACAGCAAAACACAGCCAGCGAAAAUGAACCCGAGAUAUCUACUCAACGUCCGGAUUAUUGGAUUAAUGCAACACAAAAAGCAAAAGACCUACCUUACUUCAGUUCUAUGGUCGGAUAAAAAUGAUGUUCUCGUUUACAGAACGUUUGAAGAGUUUAAGAAAUUCCACAAAAAAGUAGAAAAGUACUUCCCGUUGGAAGCCGGACGCAUUAAGAAGUCUAAUCGAGUAUUACCCAAAUUCGAAGACGUUUCCCUGAAGGAGAGAAGACAUUCUAAAGUGAGCAAGUCAAUGCUGAGAAUGGCAAUGCUGGAGAAUUAUUGUUCGGAGUUGCUGCGAUCCUCCGUCACGAUCGCCACAGAUGAAGGCGUAAUGCAAUUCUUCCUGCCGACCGACAAGGACUUGACCCCGUCCACACCCAAGGACAGUGUCAUCAUCAUGCCGUCUGCAUUCGGGAGAAAGAAAAGUACGUGGAGACGCACAGAUGGCAGCGGUCUCCAAAACAUCACACAGCCGGUGGCCCUCGAAUACUACAAAUGCAUUGCCACUUACGAAGGGAAAGACACCAAGAACAAGCCCUUCAAGGUGAUGGAGAGCGAAACCGUUGAUGUCAUUAACAAGAACACAUCAGGCUGGUGGCUUGUGGAGAAUGAAAGGAAGCAGGUCGCCUGGUUUCCAGCUCCGUAUCUCAGGAAGUCUCUCACUUCUACCCUGUCUAGAACAUCUGAUACCGAAAUCAAUGUUUCCUCUUUAGAGUCGCAGUAUUACGCUGCCAAAGACUAUCAAGCAACAGAUGAUGAUGAACUAUCACUGCAAGUUGGAAUCAUGGUUGAAGUCUUGAGAAAAUCCAUUGAUGGGUGGUGGCUAGCCAGCUACAAUGGAGAAUGCGGAUACGUCCCGUCAGUCUAUCUCCAGCCCUACAGAAACCCACAUUCAAAAUUCCAGCUCCUCAACAACAGCUCCAGCCCAAACCUCGCCCGUCCAGUCAAGGAUGCACAUCAUCGAUUGAGCAACGUAGAUCAGACCAACCAUAACGAUUAUUCAUCUACCAAGCCGACCAGAAAACAAUUGGAGAGGCAACGAUCUAAAUCUGUCAACUGUUUGUCUGACGAGAACCGGUCUCAAAUGGAGUCUCCGUUUUUCCACUUGAACCAGACGGCGAGUCUGAGUGACGAUGCUAGUAGUUCCACUGUAAGCUCGGCCAAGUCGAGUUCAUCAGUGGACAGCUGCUCGGAUGGCUUAAACACCUCCCAAGGCUCUGAUGGGGUGUUUGAGAGGAAUGACUUUCUGUCCCCUCCUCAAAGCGCGUCCAAAAAUCUAAACUCUUCCUUCGAGAAACAGAUGGAAUUGAGUCCCGACCCUGAGAUUUCCCCGGGUGAGAACAUUUCGGAAGCAAAUCUGGUGCCCAAGAUACCUCCCAGGCCACAGCGAGAUGAAUUAUUGACGAGAUGUACGACCUUGACCAAGAACAUGGUUUUGAAAUCUCACAAUUAUUUUGGCUUUAAACAUUCUGAAAUGUUUUAGCGUGGCUUAGUUUGCCCUGAAAAAAAGCUCAUUGAGAAUACCAGUGGGAAAGUAAAUUGUUUUUAUUCAAACAAUAUUUAACCUCAACAGUAUGCAGAACCUGCAGUUUUUGUUUAUGCAUUAGAAAACAAAAUGGUGGUGAUAUUUUUUCCACCAUUAUCUUACUGGCUUGAAAAUUUGUUAUAGUUGGUGUCCAAUUUUUAUUCAAAGGAGUUAAUAUUUCAGUCCUUGAAUUGAGUUCUCAAAGAAUUGCCAUAUUGUUUGGCAAAGUUUUUCAAAUGCAUUGCAGUCUUUAUCUUGAAUAGUGGUGUUAAAAAUACUAGUGUAAUUUCAUUGAAUAUUAUUGGUAUGUAUCUCUAGAAAGUCACAAUGAAUUGAACAAAGAAAUGAAUUUCAGUAUAUUGAUCGCAAAUACUACAUGCAAAUAAUUGUAAAUUAUUUCAUUAAUGCAGAGAUUUAGACAGUAUUAGUUAUUAAGUUAAUUCUGAUAUUAAUCUGAGAUGUCGUGAUUAAAAUUUGAG